AUGGGGGAUUCACAAGAAAAUAACAAAGGAAAGAGUAGAGACAAAGAUAAUUAUGUAUCUUGGACUAUGGAGGAUACCAAUGAGUUGUUGCACCUCUUGGUGGAUGCUAUGAAUAGGGGAUUGCGUGAUGCCAAUGGGUCACUUAGCAAACAAAAUGUAGAACGAAUAAUACUUCCUCAACUCAAUGCAAAAACUAAAUUCCCUAAAACUUAUAGUCAUUAUUUGAGUCGGAUGAAGUGGUUUCGAAACCAGUAUAACAUGAUGUCAACCCUUAUGCGCAACAACUCUGGCUUUGGAUGGGACCCAAUUGGAAAAACUUUCACUGCUCAUGAGGAUGUAUGGAAAGAUUACUUAAAGCUGAGCUAA
Molecule: messenger RNA, 366 nt
Organism: Glycine soja
Lineage: Eukaryota; Viridiplantae; Streptophyta; Magnoliopsida; Fabales; Fabaceae
Exons: 1
Coding region: 1-366 (121 amino acids)
Source: RefSeq, a predicted model, not a curated record